Aspergillus steynii IBT 23096 is the source of this 1060-nucleotide messenger RNA. RefSeq lists its product as uncharacterized. The record is from RefSeq and is a predicted model, not a curated record. Bases 133 to 630 code for a protein of 165 amino acids. The transcript has a single exon. NCBI's taxonomy places the organism in Eukaryota, Fungi, Ascomycota, Eurotiomycetes, Eurotiales, Aspergillaceae.
CUUCCUUCCAAUCUCCGCCACAAUCUAUAGACCUUCAAACUCGAUAACAGAGGCUUUGAUCGCCUCCGCCUCCAUUUUCACUCUUUCCUCUCGACUCAGCUACCUCCCAAUUCCCUCCACAUCACAACCAUCAUGGCGACCGCACCCUCCGCCCUCCCUCCUACGACCAUCCACUCCUCCACCCCGAUCUCUCAAUCCGCAGCGCACGACUUCCUGGCCGCCUACCUCGAUCGCGCCAACACCGAUCCCGCUUUGCAACCGAACGCCGGAAUCAGCGAACAUGGACCUGUCUCGCGCACCACCGCCGCAGCCCCCAAUCUGAUCCUCCACAACUUGAAGCGCGUGCAGGCCGGUCUCGCCGGGGAGGUGCUGGGCCGGGACCUGAGCAUCAUCGGGGACGAGGGAACGGUGCAGCCCCCUACUGCCGAAAACGGCGACUGGCAAGAUGCCAAGAAGUUCGAGCAGGAGGCGACUGGAGACGAGCAGCAGGACUCAAUGGAGGUUGAUGCUGUUCAACAAGACCUGAACGAAGACGACGCUGCCGGCGGGCUUGACAAGGAGGAGAGAAAGCGCAAGAAGAAGGAGCGCAGACUGGCCGAGAAAAAGGCGAAGGCCAAUGCUGCGGCAUAAAAUGGGGUGGAAGUAAAUUUGCUUCGGCUGUCGGGACUAUAAAACAAGCUGUGCAUAUGGUAUAGGCGCAUUUAUUGGGUGAUUCGAUAUCAGGAUGUAUACGGAGUUUUCUUGUGGUAUAUCUUUUAUUCUUAUUCUUUGUUUCAUUACUCCCAUCCAAUUGGGAUUUUCAAAAUCUCCACGACCCCAAACUGGCCAUCCAUAUGCUCUAAUCGCCUCCAAACACCCGAACAUCUCCGAACAAACAUCAUACCCGAAAAAUCAAGAAAAACACACAAGAAACAGGAAUGCCAAACGAAAUGAGUCAGUACCCCCGCUUACAGCUCUCGGUCAGCUGCUUUGACGGGCUCCUCACUGUCGGCCUCCUUGGUGACCUUUCCACCUUCCCAGCCGAGAGCCUUAAGACGCUCCGACAGGAUGGGGUGGGAAU